Molecule: messenger RNA, 1137 nt
Organism: Botrytis porri
Lineage: Eukaryota; Fungi; Ascomycota; Leotiomycetes; Helotiales; Sclerotiniaceae
Exons: 1
Coding region: 1-1137 (378 amino acids)
Source: RefSeq, a predicted model, not a curated record
AUGGCGAGACAAACAGCAUCAACAACAACCCCCCUUACAACUCUCUCUCCCCCAUCCAAAUACAUCCACUCCUCAACCUCAACCUCGCCACCCUUAACCCUACCCCCUCACUCCCGCCUUCCCCCCAAAGCACCUCAACCUCAACCCCAACCCUUACACCUCCCCCUCCGCCAGCGCGCCAAAAUAAUCCUCGGCUUCUCCGGCAUCGGCAAAACGCACCUUGCCGCGCACGCGAACCGCGAAUACGAAUGGUUGCACGUAAUCGACUAUUCACUCGAGCGACACCAUCUAGAUUUCAGCUGCGAUUAUCAAACCGAGUACCUACAAACAAUAUCUGCUGCGGUAUCGCAGCCGGGGGUUUUGUUAUUGGGGGGACCGCGAUGGGUGGGAGAGUUUUUGGUGAGGAAUGGGUGGGCGUUUAGUAGUGUGUUUCCGAAAUUGGAGUGUAGAGAGGAGUAUGCAGUGAGGUGGGAUCAGAUGGGGGAGGAGGAGGGGUUGAUUGCGCAUCGGUUGGUGGGGUGGGAGGAUGCGGUGAGGGAUAUGUGGUGGGGGGAGGGGAGGUGUAAUCAUUUUGAAUUGGGGGAGGGGGUUUAUUUGGAGGAUAUUUUUAUGGAUGUUUUGACGGCAGCGGAUCAUGUGGAGGGAUCUGGGAGUGGGGAGAAUGAGGAUGGGGAUGAGGAGUUGGGAGAGGUGUGGUAUGAUGCGCAUGAGACGUUACAAGGAUCUUCUGCGGGACGGAAAAGAUCACGUACGGAGAAUGAUACCAUACGACAAAUUGUCCAAAGUCUCACGACUCGCCAAUCCUCUCGAAUUCAAUCUUUCCUCAACUACACUUUUCUGAUACUUCAGUUUAUUUUCCUCUGUACCCUAGCCACGCUCAUCCUACUAGCAUACAAAGAAUGGAAUCUUUGGCAAUCGAGAAACAAACCAAAUUUCCCUACCAUUGGGGAAUUUUCCGGUCUGAGUGGUCUGAGUAGGAUGCACAAUAUGUUUAGUCACUGGUUUCUUCCAGACUGUAUAUCGGCCAUCUUGCCAAACUCACGAAAAACUUGGCUGGGCACAUCUGAUUUUCGGGAAGAACUUGUAAUGUUGGUUCAGAAGUGGUUAGAUUUGGAGAAAUCUUUAUUGGGUUCUUGA